GCUCCCGUGGGCACGCCUCCGCGCAGGCCUCCGCCUGGUGCCAGCGGGCCGCGGCGCCGCUCGAGGCUGAGGCGCCGCCGGAGCUGCGGCUCCCGGAGCGGGACGCGCGCAACGCUCUGCUCGACCUGGCGCCGGCGCACGUGGAGGCGCGCGAGCUCGACGGAGAG
Molecule: messenger RNA, 167 nt
Organism: Prorocentrum cordatum
Lineage: Eukaryota; Dinophyceae; Prorocentrales; Prorocentraceae
Source: the annotation of a GenBank genome assembly